This is a messenger RNA of Iphiclides podalirius (scarce swallowtail), 885 nucleotides long. The record is from the annotation of a GenBank genome assembly. Lineage: Eukaryota; Metazoa; Arthropoda; Insecta; Lepidoptera; Papilionidae.
AUGUCCGAAGAGACAGAUCGUCAUGGUGAAACGAGUGAUGGCGUCACAAACCCAACGCGGGUGUUGUUGACCUCUCACCUACUGGAGACUGGUAGCAUUGAGUCGCUCCGCACCGCGUGGAGAAAUCAAGAUUUGUACAUAGAUCAUCUCGAAACUUUGAACAAACAGCUGGAAGGCAGCUUGGAAAAAGCGAAAGAGAUAGAAGAUAGGAAUAAACAACAAUAUGCGGAAUCACAACAUAGGGAGAAAGUACUUGUUAGACGCCUUGCUGCUAAAGAACAGGAAAUUCAAGAUUAUGUAAGUCAAAUAAAUGAAUUGAAAUCCUCACAUGCCAGCCUUCAAGGACGGCCAACGCUAUUAGACCCAGCUGUGAAUGUGCUUAUCCUGAGGUUAAAACAAGAACUUACAUCAACAAAGGCGAGAUUAGAGGAAACACAAAAUGAACUCUCAGCAUGGAAAUUUACUCCCGAUUCUAAUACAGGGAAAAAGCUCAUGGCUAAAUGCAGACUGCUGCACCAAGAAAAUGAAGACCUUGGCCGGAUGACAUCAAGUGGUAGAAUAGCAAAACUGGAGGGUGAUUUAGCGCUGCAAAAAAGUUUCAGUGAGGAAGUAAAGAAAUCACAAUCGGAGAUGGAUGAACUGAUGCAAGAGUUGGACGAGGAUGUUGAAGGCAUGCAGAGUACAGUGUUAUUCCUGCAACGUGAAUUGCGUGCAACACAUUCAACAGUUAACGGGAAUCGGACUUCAUCCCCAGCAGAUAAACGGACUUACUCGGGCAGUGAGUGUAGCGACACGCCGGUCGGGAAAAGGAGACGUGCCUCCGUCCUCUCUCUAGACUAUAAUGAAGAAGAGGAACCGUUAACAGUGACGAACGGCGAUGCGGAC